This is a messenger RNA of Cladocopium goreaui, 3507 nucleotides long. The record is from the annotation of a GenBank genome assembly. Lineage: Eukaryota; Dinophyceae; Suessiales; Symbiodiniaceae.
AUGGCGGAGGAGGGACGAGGUUUGAUCCUGGAAGAAAAUAAAGAACCAAAAUCAUGUUGCAGCUGCUGCUGUGUCCUUCGCUGGACCCUCUGUGGUGCAGUAUUGUUGGCUGGGGCUGCAGCCGCACUGAUCCUCUGUGUCCCCGAUGAGAAGCCAAAGCACAUUGGCAAGACCAACGAAGAGUUCGAUGAGUUGGCUCAGGUGGUGCUUCAAUUGGUCCAAGAUCAUAAGCUCAGAGAGGAGGCCAAACAGGUGGAGGGAGAUGCCGAGUGGGGCAAGGACUUGAAGGCGGACAGUGAGAAGAUUAUGGACCUGCUACGUGCCAUGGAGGGUCAGCUUUCACCACAGGUGGCUGCCAAGAUUGGCAUCGAAAUCACCUCGGAUGACAUCGCCCGCAUCCUGGGGGUCUCGGGGACGCAUGGCCACCAGUUCAACCUGGAGGAUUCCAAGAAAGGCGCUUUUCAGGGUGACAUGGUGCCAGAGGACGAGAAUCAGCUGAAGCAGUUCGUGAGCCAAGCAGAAUCGGCUCAGAAGGUCACACGGAAGGUCCACGGCAGCUUCGGAGCUGGAAAGCCCUGGGCCAAGGGCAUCGUGAAGUUCUGCUACCACGAGAAUGUCCCAGAUGGUGUAAAGGAUGCAGUUCGUUUGGCCAUUCAGCAGUACAAGAAGUCUGUGCCUUGUAUCCAAUUCAACGAGGUUGGACGCCUGUCGAACGAUGAGUGUGAGGAAUCUCCAGCUGUCUUCAUCACUUCGGAAAACACGGGCUGUUGGUCCUACGUGGGAGAGCUGACACAUCGCAAGGCCCAGGGGCUGAACCUCCAAUCUCCUGGCUGCGAUUCGGUGGGCACCGUGCUGCACGAGUUGGGACAUGCCCUUGGGAUGGCACAUGAACAAGCGCGACCCGACCGGGACAAGUAUGUGGAGAUCCAUGAGAGUCGAAUCCAAAGUGGCAAGGAACAUAACUUCGACAUCUCCAGCAAAGGUGACACGGAACGUCCCUACGAUCUCUUGUCCAUCAUGCACUACGAUGCCGAUAGCUUUUCCACCAGCAAGAAACCCACCAUCACGGCCAAGGAUAAGGCCUAUGCGUUGUACACCGAUGAUCCAGAUGAUUAUGACAUGUACCGAAUGGGAAAUCGGGUGGGCCUGACCCAACUGGAUGCUGAUCAGUUGGCAGACUUGUACAGAGAUGUGAACGGCCUUUGUGUGAGCCACUUGCUGGGUGAUGGCGGUGGGGAGGGAGCUUCCUGCACGGACUUGAUGCAGAAUGGGGAAGAAUGGAAGGACCGAUACGACCAGAAGUGUCACCACUACGUGAAGAUGGAGGAGCGAGGCCACAUCGACGACUGUUCCAAAUAUUCCGCGGGUGUCUACUGCUGCGACUGCGGGGGCGGCCUGCGACUGCAGAAAUGGUCCUGGGAAUGCGACCUUUGUCGCCCUGUCUCGGUCGGAGGCUGCAGCUGCAAACUGGGCUCCUGGAGCCUCUUUGGAGAGACCAGUGCAACCACCUGUGGCAAUCCGGGCUAUACCAAUCAUUUCCCCAUGUGUCGGGUGGAAGAACAUUGCAAAGAGAAGUUCAGCUUGGACGGCUUGACCCUGGCCCAAUGUGCCUCGUACACGGGCUUCACCACCAAGGGUUGCCGCUGCAGACGGCACCAGGACGGUUGGAUGUUUAAGGGCGCCCAUGGCAAUGUUCACGUGCCAACCACUUGUGGCAAUCCGAACCAUCACAAGCAGGGACCUUGGUGCUAUGUGGAAGAGGAUGAACAUGAGUGUCAAGGAGCAGACUGGGGAACUUGUGAAGUGGCCAAAGUGCCAUUGGUCUCAAGCGACCAGAUCGAUGAUCUUAUGGAUCUAGCAUAUGCCUUCACAUCGGAUUGGCGCACCUGCCAGGUGACUCUGGGUUUGCUGGGUCUCUUCUGGUGCUUUGCCGCUUUGUGGGUCGAAAUCCGGUUGGAACAAGUUUAUCCGGGAUUCAACUAUGCGAAACCGCAAGAUCCAGAGAUGAAGGCUUACAAGCCCUUCUGCGACUUUGCUCCCUGGGCCAAGUGCAGCAAGGUUUUGAUGUCUCCUCCAGGACGAUUCUUGCGCUACUUUGGCAUUGCCAAGGAGACAGCGUCAGAUGGCAUCGUUGACAAGGUUCGAAAUCUCAUUGAUGUGCCCAAUCCAAGCCUGGGCGUCAUCUUUUUCGCUGUGCACCUGUUUUACCCUCUUCUGCUUUUGCUGUCACCCAUCCCUGUGUUGGGUCCCUUACUGCCAGAGCUGUUCUUCUUGGCAUGUUGUGGCGUGGGACUAAUGACAGUGUGGCUAGCGUCGAAUCUGAUUUUUGUCUUGAAGGAUUUCUGUGUGGUUUGCGUCUCGAUGUACGUGGCAAACUUUGGGCUCAUUCCCAUGAUGCAUGCGCUGGCGUUGAAAGGCAUGGAAGUGAAGGAGGAGCCAUUCUUUGGAGUUGUGCCCAGAUGGUUUCUCUACUCCUUCGGUGCACUGGAUGCCGUCAUGGGGGUGGCUGUGCUUGUGCUCUACUUCAAGGGAGCUUGCGGCUGCGAGGGAGCCGCCGAGAGAGUACAGCUCCCUUCCUGCCUAGAGCAUUCUGUCGUAGAUGCAGAAAAGAUUGCAGAUCAGGUACUCAUUGAGAUCCGUUGCAUGUUCUUCUCUCGUCCCAUGAGUUUGGAUGGAGCCGUCUGCCUUUUGUCUGCCACCGCUGAACGGAAGCAAAUCUUCCCGGACGCCCAUGGAGGGGCCGUGGUGAGAUCUGUCCAUUGGACAAGCCCCACAACUCUGGCGACUGCGGGGGCUGCCACCAUUCGACUCUGGGACACCACACGGGCUCUCUGCACCGGUCAGCUGGACAGCAACAGCGACGUCCUCAGCGUGACCGGCGGCGACGCUGCGCUGGCGAGUGGCGCGGCGGAUGGGACAGUGACGUUGUGGAGGAAUGCGGAGGAGGAAGGAACUUGUUUGGGACACGAAGCUGCGGUCCAUGCGGUGGCCUUUUGCCACAACGGAACGCUGUUGGUCAGUGCCUCGUCAGAUCAAACGGCCCGCAUCUGGGCGUUGGACCGACGCUGCCUGGCCAUUCUGCGACAUCGAGACGAGGUACGUGCGGCGUGCUUUGGAACCAGGCGGACAGCAUCUCUAGUGGUCACUGGAUCCAUGGAUGGCACAGCGAUGAUCUGGCAGCUGGAUGGUGCUGGCGAUGCGACGGAAUUGGCUCCAAUCCAUGUCUGUCGCUCGCACCACGGGGGGAUCACGGACCUGGCCAUCGGAGAGAACGGUCAGACGCUGUGCACCGCGUCUGUGGACAAGUCCCUGCGGUUGUGGACCCUCCACGAUGGUCGUUUCGCCCGUUCCCUGCCGGGGGGUGGCGCCCUGGCGGCGGUGGCCAUCUCAAGCGCCGGGGCGGCGAAGAUGGCCACGGCCACACGGAAGGGGUUGGUGAAGAUCUUCGGAAUCGUUCCCAGAGGCCACCAGGGUUGGGGUGCUGGCACGAAAUUUUUGAAGUGCUGA